Molecule: messenger RNA, 783 nt
Organism: Xenopus laevis (African clawed frog)
Lineage: Eukaryota; Metazoa; Chordata; Amphibia; Anura; Pipidae
Gene: hemgn.S
Exons: 4
Coding region: 123-725 (200 amino acids)
Source: RefSeq, a predicted model, not a curated record
CAAUGGGUGGAAGAAAAAAAUGUUGUUAGACACUCCUUUUACAGAGAUCAGCACCAUUUCACAGUUACUUCUUGUGGAAGCAGUUGAAACUUGGCAAAAAGGGUUUUGGAGUACUAGCAAACAUGGAUGACUUUAAAAAAGAUCACCAUUAUUCAGAUGUAGCUGAGGUCUCUACUGUUCAGCACCAUGAAGCACAGCAAGAUAUGCCAGAGAUUACAACACGGCGUUUGAGAGACCGGACCCUCCUGAAGAGGAAAAGAGAGGAAGCGCUAGAAAAAGAUUCUUUCCAGUGGGUUUGGGGGGGGCAAACUAGCAGUAAGGGACAACGCAAAGGGACAACUGGGCGUGGGAGAAAGAAGGUUCAAAAAACUGAGCCUGAGCCAGAUGUUCAGUGUGAGCUGACACCUGAAGCAGAACCACAGACUGCUCCUGAAGUCUUACAGGAGAAGACAGACAUUGGACUUGAGCAUCUACAUUAUCAUGAAGAUCCAGGUCUGACAGUUACCAAAGAAGGUAACAACAAUAAAACCUUUUUAACACAUGAAGAUCAAGCGGCUGGGCAUGUUUCUCACAGCAGCAUCCCUUUCCUAACAGAAAACAAGGAGCCAGAACCAGAGGAGGAGGCAAGUCCGGUGUCACUAGCUUCAAUUCCACUACCUGAAACUCUCAGCUUCUCCCAGGAACAUCAGUGUGAGGAACAAAAUAUCUAUACACAUUUACUUUAAUCAGUACUAAUGGGACAAUGCGUCUUUUAAAAAAUAAAAAUAGUGUUUCUGUUCAGAA